Messenger RNA from Pichia membranifaciens NRRL Y-2026, 639 nucleotides. RefSeq lists its product as hypothetical. The record is from RefSeq and is a predicted model, not a curated record. Gene Ontology annotation, cellular component: endoplasmic reticulum; cis-Golgi network; membrane. Bases 1 to 639 code for a protein of 212 amino acids. NCBI's taxonomy places the organism in Eukaryota, Fungi, Ascomycota, Pichiomycetes, Pichiales, Pichiaceae. The transcript has a single exon. Gene Ontology annotation, biological process: endoplasmic reticulum to Golgi vesicle-mediated transport; protein retention in ER lumen. Gene Ontology annotation, molecular function: ER lumen protein retrieval receptor activity.
AUGCUCAAUAUCUUCCGAAUCUCAGGAGAUGUGGCCCAUUUGGUGUCGAUCAUCAUCCUCAUCCACUCGGUGGAAACAAAGAAGUCGGCGAAGGGGAUCUCGCUCAAAACACAGCUCCUGUACGCGCUGGUGUUCAUCACACGGUACCUGAGUCUGUUGAAGCUGGAGUUCGGGUCGGUGUACAACACGCUCAUGAAGCUGUUCUUCCUCGGGUCGACGUUCUACUCCAUCUUCAUCAUCAAGAAGUACACGAGAGAAAUCACGCAGUACGUGGACGACUUCAAGAUCGGGUACUUGGUGGCGCCGUGCUUCGUGGCGGCGCUUGUGUUCAACUACAAGUUCACGGUGAUCGAGAUCGCGUGGAGCUUCUCGCUGUGGUUGGAGGCGGUGGCCAUCCUCCCGCAGCUCUUUGUGCUCCAGAGCCAGGGCCAGGGCGACUUGCUCACCGUCCACUACAUCUUUGCCUUGGGCUUGUACAGAGCCUUCUACAUCCCCAACUGGGUCUACAGAUACUUCACCGAGGAGCGCUUGGACAUCAUCAGCGUCGCCGCCGGUGUGCUCCAGACCCUCGUCUACUCCGACUUCUUCUACGUCUACUACAACAAGGUGUUCAAGAACUCCUUGAAGCUUCCGGCGUGA